AUGGCGGAAGAGCAUUCUCCCUUCGAAUAUCCUGACCGUGAAACCGUCGAACUUCUUCUUAACUUGCAACUUGAAGAUGUCCAAGACCUCCGCAACCAUUCGAAAGACAAAAACCAUGGUGAAGACCUGAAUGACUCUCAAUUAGCGCUAUCGUUCCUGGAGCAGGACCUGGAAUGCAUUCGCUCCAUCAUCUCUGACCGGUUUUUGGCUCAAAGCGUUGCCCAGGCAGUUCAAUCUGAUGGUCCGUUGAUUGCGAACGUUGUGCGGGAAGAAGAAGUGGCGUGUGAGGACCAUACCCUUGCACAUCGAAUGAACGGGUGCAACGUCACUUCUGAAGUCAAUCUACAGUCCAGUCUCGAUGAGGAAAUCCUCUCAAAACUCGCUGGCCAAUAUGUGUCUGAGGAUGCUGGUCGAGAACUCUGUACGGACUUGCAAGUUGGGAAGGGCAGCGUUUCGGAUAUCGCCUGUCGAGCAGAGAGCUCUACUCGAGCAUCAAGCCGGGACGACCAUGCGACCAGCCACGAACUUGUAUGCGUUGCAUGUCGCGAGACGAAGAAGUAUUUGGACAUCAUUGAAGCAGCUUGCGGCCACGGAUACUGCAAGCCAUGCUUGCAGGAACUGUUCGACCUUUCCACCAAGGACGAAUCACUCUUUCCACCCCGUUGUUGCCGCGAGCCGCUGGAUUUGAGCGAGGUCCAAAUCUUCCUUACCAAGGAACUCAAAGACAAGUUCGAGCGAGCGAAGGUGGAGUUCAGCACUGUUGAUAAGACCUACUGCUCCGAAGCAACAUGUUCUGCUUUCAUACCGGUAGAUGCCAAUGCAGGAGAUGCCGUCUUUUGCUGGGAAUGUGGAACGGAGACCUGCGUCACCUGCAAAGCAGGUGCUCACAUCGGAGACUGCCCGGAUGACACGGCUCUUCGCGAAACACUUGCUCUAGCGACCGCGAGCGGCUGGCAACGCUGUCUCUCAUGUCGCCGGCUGAUUGAGUUGGAAGUGGGAUGCAAUCAUAUGACGUGA
Messenger RNA from Capronia coronata CBS 617.96, 1017 nucleotides. RefSeq lists its product as uncharacterized. Gene Ontology annotation, biological process: protein polyubiquitination; ubiquitin-dependent protein catabolic process; positive regulation of proteasomal ubiquitin-dependent protein catabolic process. The transcript has a single exon. Gene Ontology annotation, cellular component: cytoplasm; ubiquitin ligase complex. Gene Ontology annotation, molecular function: zinc ion binding; ubiquitin protein ligase activity; ubiquitin conjugating enzyme binding. NCBI's taxonomy places the organism in Eukaryota, Fungi, Ascomycota, Eurotiomycetes, Chaetothyriales, Herpotrichiellaceae. The record is from RefSeq and is a predicted model, not a curated record. Bases 1 to 1017 code for a protein of 338 amino acids.